AUGGAAGUUGAUACAAGAUCUGGUGCCACACAACAGACCGAUUCUAUCAUUUUAAGAAAGAAGCCUCGCCUGAGGAUUCAUGGGGGAAAUCUGACAGGGCUGAUAAGCUUAGGCAAACGACUAAAGACCAUAAAAAGAGAAGUUUUCAAGAAGAAGUAUGGAGACUUGUUGGGCCUAAUGGAAGUUGAGGUACAGUUGCCUGCUAUCACAGCCCUAGCACAAUAUUACGACUCUCCACUAAGGUGCUUCACCUUCCAAGAUUUUCAGUUGGCGCCAACUAUAGAGGAGUUUGAGCACAUCCUGGGAUUGCCAUUAGAGGGUACCACUCCGUAUCAGCAUUCAGAGCAUCACACCUCCAUCCCUACCAUUGCCGCCAUAAUGAAAGUACCUCUCAAGGAACUUGAAGACAGGUUGGUAACAAGGAAUCAAGUACGUGGACUGACACAAGGAUAUUUGGAACAGUACCUACAACAUCUGGCUGAUAAGGAAGAGUGGGAGACUUUUAUGGAUGUGCUAGCUCUCACCGUGUACGGCAUUGUUUUAUUCCCCAAAAUAGAAGACUUUGUGGAUUAUACCGCAAUAGAUGUCUUCGUGGCGAGAAAGACGAGAUCGGACAAUCCUGUGACUGCAGUCCUUGCUGAUGUUUAUGGGACCAUGAGUUUUUGCCAUGAGAGAAAAGGGAAGAAAAUUCUUUGUUGUUUGCCGGCGCUAUAUGCAUGGAUGACUGCGCGUGUAUGUAAGGGGUCAGUUGAUGUCAGGUGUUCAUCGGAAGAUCCGUCACACCAGGGGCUUAAAGACAAAGGAGGAAAUGAGUGGGCCCAAUUCUUUGCUGGUUUGAAUGGAGGAAAAGUAAAGUGGCGUCUUCCUUGGCUUGCGAUUAAGCCCUCUAUCCAUCAUUGUGGUAGCUUUCCCAAUGUACCCCUCAUAGGUACCCGAUAUUGCAUCAAUUAUAACCCUGUUUUGGUUCAAAGGCAAUUCGGACAUCCCAUGAAGGGGGCACCUUUACCGGACUACCUCACAACAUUGUUCAUCUAUUAUGAGGAUGGACACUUCACUGAAACGUUGAGGAAAAUUAGAAGUGCUUGGAAAAGCGUUGUGCAAGCGGAAAAGGAUCUAAGGCUGGGAGUGGUGGACAGCAAAGUUAGUUAUCAUACAUGGAUCCUAGAGAGGGUGAAGGAAAUCAAAUUGCCUUUCAAGCCAAUCAGUGAUCAGCCGGUUAAUGAAGAGCCCUCCCGAGACCUAGAGAGUGAAGAGAUGAAAGAAUUGAAGGUAAAAGUGGAAAAAUUGAGGGAGAGGAAUGCUAGGUUGGGAAAGGAAUUACAAACUGCGCGCAACGAUUUUAUUGAUAUGAGGAAUGACAAAGAAGAAAAAGCACUGGCCUAUGAAGAAAUUAUCAGAAAUCAGAAGGCCGAGAGAGAUUAUACAUUCCGAUUGAAGCAAGAUCUCGCAGCCGCAAGCAAAGAGUUGGCCAUGAGAGUGAAUGAGAAGAAUGCGGCGUUAGAAGAGGGAAAACAGUGGAAGCACCUCUACGAAGAAGCCAAAAGAGAUAAGUGA
Messenger RNA from Vigna angularis (adzuki bean), 1554 nucleotides. RefSeq lists its product as uncharacterized. The transcript has a single exon. Bases 1 to 1554 code for a protein of 517 amino acids. The record is from RefSeq and is a predicted model, not a curated record. Lineage: Eukaryota; Viridiplantae; Streptophyta; Magnoliopsida; Fabales; Fabaceae.